CACCAAAUUCUCUAUAAAAUUCCUCAAACACUUGAACCUACUUUUCCUCUGUCCCCUCACCUUUUCAACAAACUAAACCAGCUUCUCAAACAAGCUCUUUCCAUUGAACUAUCCCAAACCAUACUUCCUUUUUUUUUUUCAUUAAAUUCUUUCUCAGUGCAAAAACUUUUCCAAUUCCUCUCUUUAUUCUUCUUCUAACUCUUUUUCACUACCCAAAAGUGAUAAAAAGAAGAAAAAGCCAUAAUUUUUAUUCCCUUCAUAGAAAAUUAAAACUUUUUUGGAGUUUAAAUAUGGGGUUACAUGAGAAAUCAUCAAAAGUGGAAGGAGUGUUGGAAAAUUCAGAGAAUAAUAGAAAAUGGGUCAUCAUCAAUUUAAGAACACAAUUGAAGCCAAUAAAUACAAUCCCUUUGGAGAAAAUUGAACAAGAAGAGGAAAUUAGUGAAAUGGAAGAAGAGUGUUCAACUACACCAAGAGGGGAAGGAACAAGGAUUCCAACAUCUUUGAUAUGUCCACCAGCUCCUAAGAAGAGAAAGUCUUCUUUGAAAUUCAAUUAUCUUCGUGGAGGAAAAGAGUUUUUCACUCCACCUGAGUUAGAAUCUGUUUUCAUACGCCAUGUUCAAAGAGCUAUAUAGCUAAUUCAUCAUAGCUACCUACAACAUUUGGUUCUGUUAUGUAACUUUUUUUUUUCUUCUUAAGUGUUUUAAUUUAUACCAUUGGACUACACUUUCGACCACUAAAUUGUUUCCUUUGGUAAUGUUAAUGUAGCUAGAGCUAAUUGAGUAGUUAAGAGAUUGUGUUAUUUUUGUAUAAAGUUUAGUAUAAAGGAAUAAAAGAGACUUCUUUACAUUGCA
Messenger RNA from Cicer arietinum (chickpea), 851 nucleotides. Its product is annotated as cyclin-dependent protein kinase inhibitor SMR6-like. Lineage: Eukaryota; Viridiplantae; Streptophyta; Magnoliopsida; Fabales; Fabaceae. The record is from RefSeq and is a predicted model, not a curated record. Gene Ontology annotation, biological process: regulation of DNA endoreduplication.